Molecule: messenger RNA, 3868 nt
Organism: Monopterus albus (swamp eel)
Lineage: Eukaryota; Metazoa; Chordata; Actinopteri; Synbranchiformes; Synbranchidae
Product: single-minded homolog 1-like
Exons: 12
Coding region: 462-2747 (761 amino acids)
Biological process (GO): regulation of transcription by RNA polymerase II
Molecular function (GO): DNA-binding transcription factor activity, RNA polymerase II-specific; protein dimerization activity; RNA polymerase II transcription regulatory region sequence-specific DNA binding
Source: RefSeq, a predicted model, not a curated record
CUUGAGUGAUACUCGUUGCGCGUUCUGUAAUUUGGAGAGGUGUAUGCAGCGCACGGCCCGUUCGCCUUUCCAGGUGGAAAUCCAGAAGGAACUAGGACCAAACUUAACUGGGACAACUGGUGAACCCGGUUCAGGACAGGUGAAAUUCCCAGUAGGCUGUCUGUAAGGCCACAGGAUCGAUUCAGGCGUAGGAAAAUACAGCGAAACUCGGGUCAUGGAUGAACGCCAGCGGCUACACCUUGGAGGUUUAACUUCAGCCAGCUAAGGUCCAUCAGGAAUACCAGGGAUAUUCACUUAUUUUGCAAUUCAACGGUUCAUAUUUAAUUUUCAGACUUUUUUUUUUUUAAGUUGACAAAAGCUACAAUGAAAAAGAGGCAAAGUGGAGAGGAAUCAGUCAGACUGCUGUUUUGAAUGACCACCGCAGUCUCACACCAGGACGGAUACAGUGAAAAGGCGCCGAGAUGAAGGAGAAGUCCAAAACGGCCGCAAGGACUAGACGGGAAAAGGAGAACAGUGAAUUUUACGAACUGGCCAAGAUGCUGCCUUUACCGUCGGCCAUCACCUCUCAGCUAGACAAAGCCUCAAUCAUCAGACUGACAACAAGUUACCUGAAGAUGAGAAUAGUUUUCCCUCAGGGUCUGGGUGAGGCCUGGGGUCAUGCAAGUCGAACAAGAUCCUUGGAUAAUAUUGGACGAGAGCUGGGAUCUCAUUUACUGCAGACGCUGGACGGGUUCAUCUUUGUUGUGGCUCCAGAUGGGAAGAUAAUGUACAUUUCAGAGACUGCAUCGGUCCAUUUAGGACUGUCUCAGGUAGAGUUGACUGGGAACAGUAUUUAUGAAUAUGUACAUCCUGCCGACCACGACGAGAUGACUGCUGUCCUGACGCCACAUCAGCCCUAUCACUCACAUUUCGUCCAAGAAUAUGAAGUGGAGCGCUCUUUCUUUUUGCGGAUGAAAUGUGUGUUGGCAAAAAGAAACGCAGGCCUCACCAGCGGUGGAUACAAGGUCAUCCACUGCAGCGGCUACCUGAAGAUCCGUCAGUAUAGUUUGGACAUGUCACCUUUCGAGGGCUGCUACCAGAAUGUGGGCUUGGUGGCUGUGGGGCACUCUCUGCCACCCAGUGCUGUGACUGAGAUCAAACUGCACAGUAACAUGUUUAUGUUCAGAGCCAGUCUGGACAUGAAGCUCAUCUUCCUGGACUCCAGGGUAGCAGACCUGACAGGUUACGAGCCCCAGGACCUGAUCGAGAAAACCCUGUACCAUCACGUCCACAGCUGUGAUAUCUUCCACCUACGCUGUGCGCACCACCUCUUGCUGGUAAAAGGCCAAGUCACCACUAAGUAUUAUCGUUUCCUGGCCAAGCACGGUGGCUGGGUUUGGGUCCAGAGUUACGCCACAAUCGUCCACAACAGCCGAUCCUCAAGGCCUCACUGUAUCGUCAGUGUGAACUACGUCCUCACGGACACUGAGUAUAAGGGGAUGCAGCUGUCCUUGGACCAAAUGAGCCCCACCAAGCCAGCCUUCCCUUAUGCUGACAGUCACGCAGAAGACAGGAAGAGCACCAAGUCACGUCUGACCCAAGCGAAGUCCAAAGCCAGAGUGUCACCCUAUCCACAGCCUUUUUCGGCUUUCAACCCAGAGCGUUCAGAGUCAGACCAGGACAGCCAGUGGGGAGGGAGCCCGCUGACAGAUUCCGCGUCUCCUCAGCUGUUGGAUCCCGGUGAGGCUGCAGAGGCAUCUUGUGCCUACCGACUGUAUCCAGACCCAAGCUCCCUGUGCUAUGGCCUGGGUCUGUCAGAUGAUGAGCUUGCCCAUGCCCAAGCCCAAUCUCACACCACCACCUGCGACCGUGUCCGAUGCCAGAGCAGCCGUUACUUCCUGGGAACCCCCCAGUCAGGAAGAGAGGUGUGGUGGGAUGCCACGCGCUCUGUGCUCUCACUGCCAAAAUCUUCUGUAGAGAACAGCGAGGGCUUUGAAAUGACAUCCUACCAUGGAACCAUUCACGGAAGGGGCCACUGGGACGAGGAAAGUGUAGUGAGUUCACCUGACGGAGGCGGGUCCACCAGUGAUUCGGGUGAGCGUUACCAUGGUGACCACUUCCGGGCAAGCCCACGAGAGCCCAGCAAGAUGGAAACCCUGAUCCGCGCCACACAGCAGAUGAUCAAGGAGGAAGAAAGCCGUCUACAGCAACAAAAGGUGCCGGUGGACAUCUCUGGCCUCACUAAGGCCCACAGCCCGUGCUUCACGUCCUCGCUGCCCCACCACUCUCAGCUCACCAUGCCAAGCGUGGUGUGCCGUGGCCCAGGAGCCCCCAGCAUUGACCUCCCCUCUGAACGCCUCCAUCACAGAGAUAGCGUCAAAGUGCUUGGCCCCCAUGACAAUGAUGAAAACACCACCAGUCCUGCUUCUAUGUCUCGUCUCAGCAGCCCCAGCUCUGACGGGAUCCCCAGGUCGGUCCUUCCCCUCACCAAAGACUACCUGCAGACAGAUUUGUCUCCGCACUCUUCACAGCCGCAGGGGAACUUGCUGCUCUAUCCAAAUCAGGAGAGGCAGCCACUGGACAGGCAAGCAGCCUACGCUUUGACUGGAUACUCCCUGGAGCACUUGUACGACCCGGAGACCCUGCGGAGUUACUCGGGCCUGGCCUGUGCAGGAGUCCAGUAUGAUGUGGCAUCUCAUGUAAGGAUGCAAGCUGAGCAGAUGCAGGGACACAAGGCCACCUCAGUUAUUAUAACCAAUGGAAGCUGACAUAUCUGGUGCAGAUAGGUCCUGUUCUAUAAGUCAGGAUGUUACAGUAACUUGGUGCUGUAUAAACAUGCAACACUGACCAGGUGCUUGAUGCAAAAGGCGAGACAAUGAAAAAAAAAGUACCUGCACCGGCUGGAAGCGUGUGGCUCGUUCAGCACAAUUUCUGUUUGUCAGGCGUUUGUAUCAUAACAUUGCCUUUCUCUAUCAUCAGAGGAUGAUUUUCCAAGAAGCAGUAUACAAGAAGUGACAUUUGGUACACUGCCAGGCACAGGGCCGAGGUUUGCUCCAUUACAUAGACAUAUAGUGUUAGUUCAAUGGCGGUGAACUAGAGUCCCCUUCCUGCAAAGGCGACCCAAGUCUGGUUAAACAUCAAGCUGGUGUUUCUAUUCCAAACAUCUCACGCAUCAUAGGCUGUGUGAGUUAAUCUGUCUUAGACACAAUUUCCAAAGGCACUAAGAGAAUGUGUUGUUCCAUCGCCCCUUCACCUGAAAACUCCACUGCACAGAGCAUAAUGUUUGACACAUGAAGUGCAACGUUUCACUGUUGUAGUGUUUCCUGGUAUUUCUUUGUCAGUGGGCUGUAUGUGUCAUUUCUUUCUGUCCGAGUAGAGACUUUACCGGUGGCAUUAAAUUAGUUUUGGUGUUGGAUUACGCCUACAUUGGAUUAAAAAAAAAAAUGAAGUGGAAAAACAGAAAGUGAAAAAAUGUCUCUGAUAUGUAAGUGUAAAAUAUGCAGGUCACAUUUAAACUGUUCGGUGUAUAUGUAAAGCGUCCUCACCUCAAGCACAGAGAGAGAUCACAAAGCCAACUCAUUUGGAGUCUCCCUGCUGCCUUUGAAUACAGGCACUGUACCUAUCAGCUUACAACUGUGGUUAGAACAAUACUGUUUACAUAUCAGAGUAUCAUUUUUCCUGUUUUACCUCACUUAACUUUAAUCCAUCUUAUUAGCAUACUGUACGUAGAGUAUGCUUUAAAAUCCACCUGCAGUUGUUCUCAAAGACAACCAUUUGUUUUUGUUUCUUUAUUCUGUCAUGACAACCUAAAGGGUUAAAACAAUUGAUACAAACCUAUCUAAAGUAUGUUAAAUGUCUCUAGUUUCUUAUUUAAUUUAACAUGUAAAUA